Molecule: messenger RNA, 1247 nt
Organism: Eufriesea mexicana
Lineage: Eukaryota; Metazoa; Arthropoda; Insecta; Hymenoptera; Apidae
Product: RIB43A-like with coiled-coils protein 2
Exons: 7
Coding region: 126-1247 (373 amino acids)
Source: RefSeq, a predicted model, not a curated record
AGCGUGGCGUUUAUCGCCCAAACGCUCCAUGGUAACGAAUUCCAUAUGAUUCUUGCGGCUUUCGUGGCUAAGCUCACGCUCGGGCUCUGGUUACGUUCGUCCUCGCGUAUAUCGAAUUUGGCACGAUGCUGAAGUUUCAAACUGCGACCAAGGAGGACCUGAAACUUGCCGCGUCCAUUCAACGCAGGCGGCAGAUCGACGCCGAGAGGAAGCAACGGAUCUUCGAUUCUCGGUUCAGGAAAAUCGGGAUAGACAAGGAAUUCUUGGACAAACAGGUCGCGGAAAAGAAGCAGCAGCGUGAGCUGGAACAGGCCCGGGAAUCCGAGCUGGACGAGAAUUUGAUUCGCAGCAGUAAGCUCGCCCUGCUGCUGGAGAAACAACAAGAAGAGGAGAGGCGGGAGAUAAGCAAGGAGAUCGAGCAUUUCAGACAGCGGUACCAGCGUCCCGAGCACGGCAGGGACUCCGAUCUUCGCGAUCCUCUGAGACAAGGCGAUGGCGACUCGUCGCACGGACUCGGUUUCGGCCAGAAAUUCGAGGGCGAAGACGAUAAUUGGAAGGAACGCAGGAAGGCGCGGAAUGACGAGACGAGGUGGUGGAUCGAGAAGCAAAAGAGCGAACGCACACAGGCGGAGAGGGAACGCCAGGAAGCCGAGAAAGCGUACGAGGCAGCCGUCAUCUCCAGGGACAAGCGUGCCAUGGCGUUAGAUCAGAUGGAGCGGGAAUGUCGCCGAAGGUUGAACGAAGCCAACGCACGAUUUAAUCGAGCUCUGGCCGAGGAACAGGAGUACCGCCGCCACUGCGAAGCCCUUCGAGAAGAGGAGGACAAGAAGGCGGAUAUCUACAAUCACGUGACUGGAGACUUCCUCACGGAAGCCAAAGAGCAGGCGGAGAGCACUCGUGGACCGCACAAACCGUUGGCCUCGCGUUACAAGGGCAUGACUGCGGACGAGCUUAGAGUAUUCGGGGAAGCGCGAGCUCUCCAGCUGAAAGAAAUCGAGAAAAUAAAAUUGGAGGAGAAGCGAAGGGAGGAGGACUGGGAUCGGUUAAUGAACACCCAGGCGGCGAUCGCGGACUCGUGUCAGCGGGAGAUUGACCGGAAGAGAGCGGAAAUCAAGAGGCAGAUAGCGGAGGAGAACUUGGAACUAGCGCAGCGACACAAGUCCCAUCAACAGUAUCUAAAUCGCGUGCUCUACAAGAACAAACCCACCGCAGAAUUUUUCGAACAAUUUAACAGGGAUGCCCGCUGA